This is a messenger RNA of Colletotrichum phormii, 1274 nucleotides long. RefSeq names its product LamB/YcsF family protein. The transcript has a single exon. Bases 179 to 1063 code for a protein of 294 amino acids. Gene Ontology annotation, biological process: carbohydrate metabolic process. The record is from RefSeq and is a predicted model, not a curated record. Lineage: Eukaryota; Fungi; Ascomycota; Sordariomycetes; Glomerellales; Glomerellaceae.
GGAACUCCCUGUCGGCGGAGUGCAGUGAUAAGGACCACCUGAUCCAGCCUACCCCAAUUCUCAAGCCGUCGCUUUGGAGCAACAGACCCCAAACGCCUACCCCAAUUGUACCAUCCAACUCUCUCCCCUCGACCAUUGAGGCGCUCUUAUUAGACGACAUUAAGGCAGCAAAGACAAGAUGCCUUCUUCACGCUUACUCAAUCGUCUCCCGUUGCGGCAGACGGUAUUUCGAAGCUCAAUAUUCCCUGGACAGCGUCCGUUAUCACAACAACUCAGAAUGGCCUCAGGACUGGCGCGCAAAUAUGAGAUCAACGCCGACAUGGGCGAAGGCUUCGGCCGCUGGAAGAUGGGCCCGGACGAGGAACUGAUGCCAUACAUCGACGCCGCCAACAUUGCGUGCGGAUACCAUGCCGGCGACCCUUCCAUCAUGCUCAAAACCGUUCGCCUGUGCAAGAAGCACGGCGUCAAGGCCGGAGCCCACCCGGGAUUACAAGACAUGUUCGGCUUCGGUCGCAGAAAGAUCGAGAUCGAUCCCAAAGACAUGUACGCCAUGGUGUUGUACCAGGUCGGUGCCCUCAAGGCCAUACUCAACUCGGAAGGCGUCGAAUUAUCCCAUAUCAAGCCUCACGGGGAGCUCUUCUUCUAUAUGCAAAGGGACGAGACCAUCAUGAGAGCCGUCCUGGAAGCUUGCGCCACGUUUGGGGACAACAUCCCGGUAUAUGCAUCGCAAAACGCCACACAAGAAGCCAUGUGUAAGGAGCUCGGCAUCCCGUUCCAAGGGGAAGUCUACGUUGACAUCGACUACUCUUCAGAGGGGAAGCUCAUACCGGUGGCACAGUCUAAGGUGGCCACGCCAGAGCUGUGUUACGAGAGGGCACUGUCUGCAUCACUCAAGGAUGAGGGCAAAGACAACAGCGGCGGCAUCUUUAGCUUUGGGUUUGCCGGAAAGCCGUUUAGCAUCUGCGUGCAUUCUGACCAUCCGACGGUGCUUCAAAAUGUAACCGGUGUACGCAAGGCAGUCGAGGAGGCGAAUAAGCAGAGGUUUCCUAAUGCUUCAGACUAGUUGUUUCUCAAUAUGAGUGUAAUAAUACUUCAAGGAGUGUCAAGAAGAUUUCGAUAUUGAUAUAAAAAAGGAAAUAUGAAAGAUACCUGCAGGUGUCGUUCUGGCAGAGGAAUUGAAAUCGAGCAGUUCUGCCAGCUGUCAAGCGUCAAGCUACCAGCUGGCGGGCUUGAGGCAGCGGACCUUUGCAGACCACUUAUCACGGCUUGUCUCC